Calliphora vicina (urban bluebottle blowfly) is the source of this 782-nucleotide messenger RNA. RefSeq names its product ribosomal protein L18 (gene RpL18). The transcript is spliced from 3 exons. The record is from RefSeq and is a predicted model, not a curated record. NCBI's taxonomy places the organism in Eukaryota, Metazoa, Arthropoda, Insecta, Diptera, Calliphoridae. Bases 34 to 600 code for a protein of 188 amino acids. Gene Ontology annotation, molecular function: structural constituent of ribosome; RNA binding. Gene Ontology annotation, cellular component: cytosolic large ribosomal subunit; ribosome. Gene Ontology annotation, biological process: translation.
GAACUACGUCUCUUUCUUUUUCCGGUCGCCAAAAUGGGUAUUGAUAUUAGCCACAAAUACGAUCGUAAGGUUCGCAGAACUGAGCCUAAAUCCCAAGAUGUUUACUUGCGUCUUUUGGUCAAGUUGUACCGUUUCCUUCAACGCCGUACCAACAAAAAAUUCAACCGCAUCGUGUUGAAACGUUUGUUUAUGAGCAAGACCAACAGGCCACCCAUGUCAUUGCAACGUGUGAGCCGUUUCUUCAAAGUCGCCAAGCAACCCGAUUCCACCAUUGUUAUUGUUGGCACCGUCACCGAUGACGUUCGUCUAUUGACCGUCCCCAAAAUGAGCGUCUGUGCUUUGCACGUCACCCAAACCGCUCGGGAACGCAUCUUGAAGGCUGGUGGUGAAGUUAUUACUUUCGAUCAAUUGGCCCUAAAGUCACCCACUGGCAAGAACUGUUUGUUGUUGCAAGGUAAGCGUACCGCACGUACUGCCUGCAAACACUUCGGCAAAGCUCCCGGUGUACCUCACUCUCACACUCGCCCCUAUGUACGCUCCAAGGGACGUAAAUUUGAACGUGCCCGUGGUCGUCGUUCAAGCUGUGGUUACAAGAAGUAAACAAAUAACAAAAAGUUUUUUCUUUUUGUGUAUAGUUACAUUAAUUAAGUUUGCUAAUUAAUAUCCAUCAAUAAGGACAACAAAAAAAUCUAUUCAAUAAGAACGUGAAUAAAAGAAAUCAGUUUACAUGAUUGUUCCCACAAACCAGCGAGUCUUGGUUGAAGGAGCAUUUUUAAAUAAUA